Opisthorchis viverrini is the source of this 297-nucleotide messenger RNA. RefSeq lists its product as hypothetical. The transcript is spliced from 3 exons. NCBI's taxonomy places the organism in Eukaryota, Metazoa, Platyhelminthes, Trematoda, Opisthorchiida, Opisthorchiidae. Bases 1 to 297 code for a protein of 98 amino acids. The record is from RefSeq and is a predicted model, not a curated record.
AUGCUUCCUCCGGGUGUCAUGGAAGCUAGGCACCGAAAUGGUGUUACAGUCGGACAGUUGUUUAUUCCAGGUGUAAUUAGCCGAGCAGAGGAGAGUGUUUGUCUGUGGAUCGAUAGUCCGAAGUACCAACCGUGCUGUUUAUCCAAUCAGAAUGGUGUUCAAACAGCCCCUGUAAAAAACGUUGUCGAUUUGGAAUAUGCAGACAAUAUCGUCUUCGAGGAAAAGGCACAGGUAUUCUUGGAUGAACUGACCAGUCAUCCCGUCUUUUGGUGUGCACUUUGCAACCACAAGGUGUAA